Messenger RNA from Williopsis jadinii, 722 nucleotides. RefSeq names its product bifunctional thymidylate/uridylate kinase (gene CDC8). Gene Ontology annotation, molecular function: ATP binding; dTMP kinase activity. Lineage: Eukaryota; Fungi; Ascomycota; Saccharomycetes; Phaffomycetales; Wickerhamomycetaceae. The record is from RefSeq and is a predicted model, not a curated record. The transcript is spliced from 2 exons. Gene Ontology annotation, biological process: dTTP biosynthetic process; dUDP biosynthetic process; dTDP biosynthetic process. Gene Ontology annotation, cellular component: cytoplasm; cytosol; nucleus. Bases 105 to 722 code for a protein of 205 amino acids.
AGAGCUCUUCCGUAAACAAGCACGUAGUCCCCCUGUGUAGAAAAAUGUGGAUGCGCUGGUGCAACUGUGCUUGUUUAGACGUGAACGACGAGCAUCAGUGAAACAUGGGCAGAGGCGCUUUGAUCCUUGUUGAAGGACUGGACAGAGCCGGCAAGACAACCCAAACCAGUGAGCUGGUAACCAGAUUACGCAAUGAGGGAUUGAACGUUGAACUGAUCAAGUUUCCCGACAGAACAACACCAAUUGGCAAGUUGAUCAACUCGUACCUCGUUGACAAGUCGUUCGAGCUGUCUGAUGAAUCAGCACAUCUGCUCUUCUCAGCGAAUAGAUGGGAACUUUCCCGUGGUAUAAAGGAGAAAUUGCACAACGGCACAAUCGUGGUGCUUGAUAGGUAUGUCUACUCUGGCGUGGCAUACACGGCAGCGAAGGGGUUGGAUGCUCAGUGGUGUCUCAAUCCCGACAUUGGGCUCCCAAGGCCCGACUUGACCAUUUUCCUCAACCUGAACGAUAGCCAGUCAAGCAGAGGUGGGUUUGGAGAUGAGCGGUACGAGGUUACAGAGUUUCAACAGCAGGUCAAGCUACAGUUUGAGAAGUUCUUUAACGAACCAAAUUGGAAUACUCUAGUUGUUGAUGGUAAAAAUAUACAGGACGUUGCCGAGGAAGUUUGGCCUCUGGUGCAAGAAGUUCUAUCCAAGGAUUUGAAGCAAGUUGAACUGUUUUAA